This is a messenger RNA of Nycticebus coucang (slow loris), 3051 nucleotides long. It is a transcript of the gene ZSCAN18, whose product is annotated as zinc finger and SCAN domain containing 18. NCBI's taxonomy places the organism in Eukaryota, Metazoa, Chordata, Mammalia, Primates, Lorisidae. The record is from RefSeq and is a predicted model, not a curated record. Bases 241 to 2100 code for a protein of 619 amino acids. The transcript is spliced from 7 exons.
CCCCGCGCGCAGCAUUUUGGGGGCUGUAGUCCGCGGUGGGGCCGGGCUCGCAAGCGCAGUUUGGCCGCCAUCGCGCUUCCCGGCCUCUGGGCUGCUGAGACCCGUCUGGGGACAGCGCAGCAGGUCCUUGGUCCUGGCACACCAGAGCCCCUGGGCAUCCUGUUGUUCCUGGUGUCUCUCCCUUGGAGCCACUUGUCCCCAGCUAGCCACACUUGGGUUUCCCAGUGCAGGUUUGGAAAGAUGCUGCCCUUGGAGAAGGCAUUUGCCUCCCCCAGGACCUCCCCGACCCCCCCAGAACUGCCUGCACCAGGGUCAGCUGGUGGAGGAGCAUCAGAGUCAGCUGCUGGAGCACAGCAGGAAGAACCUGGAAAUGUCUCUGAGAGAACUCCCGCUGAGAAAAUGCCCACAGAGAAAACUCCUGCUGAGAAAACUCCCAGUGAGUUUCCUGCUGAGAAAACUCCAGAGGAGAAAAAUCCCGAGGAGAAAACACCUGCUGAGAAAACACCAGCCGAGAAAACCCCUGCUGAGAAAACCCCUGCCGAGAAAACCCCUGCUGAGAAAACCCCUGCCGAGAAAACCGCUGCCGAGAAAUCCCCUGCGGAGAAAUCCCCUGCCCCUGCGGAGAAAACCCCCGCAGAGAAAUCUCCCGCUGAGAGAACUCCUGCCGACCUUGAGUUCUCUCGCCUGCGCUUCCGGGAAUUUGUCUACCAGGAGUCUGCCGGGCCCCACCAGACCCUGGCCCGUCUCCAUGAGCUGUGCCGCCAGUGGCUGAUGCCUGAGGCACGCUCCAAGGAGCAGAUGCUGGAGCUGCUGGUGCUGGAGCAGUUCUUGGGCAUCCUGCCAGACAGGGUCCGACCUUGGGUGGUGGCGCAGUAUCCCGAGAGCUGCAAGAAGGCGGCCUCCCUGGUGGAGGGCCUGGCUGAUAUGCUGGAUGAGCCAGGGAUGCUGUUGGGAUCCCCCGCUGGGUCCUCAGUGAUGAGCGAGGGUAUAUACGACAGGUAUCCUGAGCCACUGCUGUUUCCAUUUGGGCCAGUAAGCCCCAGCCAGGACCUGGGAAUUGGGGAUCCCCUGUGCCCUGCUGUGACUCCCUGGCUCUCCAUGGAACCCCUGCUUCCAGAACUGGGGAGCAUCGGAGAAAUAAAGACUGAAGAGGCUGACCCUUCCAAAGCCGACCAGAAGAAACUGAAGCCCUUUCUAGAGGAGCCUCUGCAGCAGGAAGGGUGGGGCCACCUGGACCCUGCCCAGGAGAACUUAAAGAGCUAUAGGAAGCUGCUUCUGUCAGGGUAUCAGCUUUCCCAGCCUGAUACUACUUUCAGGCUGGACACGGAGGAACUUCAGUUGGAGAGAGAAGAGAGCGAGCCGGCAGCAGGCAAACUCCCAGGCAGUGGGAGGCAGCAGGAAGGCACAGGGGGUAUGAGUGAAGACAUCUCCACCCCUGAGAUGCAGACAGAGGAGCCGGAGGGGGACUGUCCUGCCAACCCCUCUGGCACCACUGAGAAAGAGGAGGAGCAGCAGCCAUGUAAGGUUCCAGAUCCUCAGGACAGGGAGUCAAGCCCUGUCUCCGAAAGUCAGGGAGAUUCAAUCAUCCAGAGCCCAGUGCUGGACGAGGACCAGGCCAAGCUGGCUGCCCCGCAUCAGGGCUUGGGAGUGAAGAGGCCUCAUCCUGAAGAUGAGGAAGGGCAGGGCCCUGAGCCUGAAGAGGCAAGCAAAGAAUCUGAUGUAGCUGGGCAGGACCCCGGCACCUCAGCUUCAGGCUGCCCAGCUGCUGACAAACCCAGCACACCGCGGGGGAAGCCCUAUGCCUGCAGUGAGUGCGGGGAGGCCUUCGCGUGGAUCUCCCACCUCAUGGAGCAUCACAGCAGCCAUGGGGGAAGGAAGCGCUUUGCGUGUCAGGGCUGUUGGAAGACCUUCCACUUCAGCCUGGCCCUGGCCGAACACCAGAAGACCCAUGAGAAGGAGAAAGGCUACGCGCUGGGGGUGCCCGCAAGUCCUCAAUCUGCUGUGCGUGAGGCCCAGGCUGAUGACAGGGCCUGUGAGCCUCCGAGCGCAGAGGGUGAGGUGUGCCCUGGGCCACCCGAAGAGGCAGAGGCGCAGAGGUGAGCCUUCCUGCCAUGAGGGUUGUGGGUGAGCAGCCAGUGGGGAAUGGUGGCUCCCUGUGGCGUCUGCGUGUUCUUCAGUGGGCUCUUGUGGCUGAAGCACAUGAACAGGAAUGGCCACAGGAAGCCUCCUCCUUCUGAAAACCCCUGGGCAGAUGCCGACUUGCUAUUGUGAAGACGCCACUAUCCUCUGCAGCCCUUUUAGCGCCACCCCACGCUAGGUCAUUGACACUUUACAGUGUAGGUUGUCACUGUGUGUGGUCUGCCAGUGCUUUCUUGAACUCACCCUUAUGGCAAUGCCUCCUGUGUGAGCUCUCCAAGGCUGUUCACGUGAAAGUCCUGUCAGCUGUUUUAGCCCUUUUUGUAAGUGUGUGACUGUCAAAUUCACUUCUGAGCCCGCAAAAGCAGAAACUUUUCUAGCUUAACAGCUCGUCUUUACUUAUGUGGAGUAGCUUACAAAGAUCCCCAAAAUGCUGUAGCCUAAUGACAUAGGGUUUUCAGACCACGGGUCUCACCCCAUUAUUGAACUGUGAAAUCAAAUUAGUGAGUGGCCACCAGCAUUACAAAGCAGUGAAGUAGAAUAAAGUAGGUUAAAGGCAUCAUGUAGUAAAGGCAAAUACUGUUUUGUGAAACUUUUCAGCCAUACACCUAAACAUGAGAACUGGUUGCAAUGUAAAAUGUAUUUCUUACUAGGGGUUUGUGAUCAAAAUAGUGGUCUGUCUGCCUGAGCAAAGGAAACUAAACUCCUUGGGCUACAGAAGGUGAUCCUUUGAUUUCUUGCAUUUAUUCUCAGAUUACAGCAUUGUUCCCAUUGCCUGAGCAUAAAUUUAAUUGCUUCCUGUAGAUAGAUAAACUGGUGUCUCUUUCUGUCACUGUGUUUGAGCAGGCAAUCUGUUGUAAAGAUCCCCAGAUUACAGAGGCUUAACAUAAUAAAUAUUUAUUCACUGACAUCAUA